Molecule: messenger RNA, 759 nt
Organism: Lactuca virosa
Lineage: Eukaryota; Viridiplantae; Streptophyta; Magnoliopsida; Asterales; Asteraceae
Source: the annotation of a GenBank genome assembly
AUGUCUAAAAUAAGAAUUGAGGGACUUCUUACAGCUUUUCCUAAAUUGAUUGGAAGUGGGAAAAAACACACUUAUGUUGAGACUGAAAAUGUACGCUAUGUGUAUCACCCAAUGGAGGGUAUAUAUCUGUUGCUUGUUACAAACAAGCAAAGCAAUAUUCUUAAGGAUCUUGAUACACUGAGGCUUCUCUCUAAAGUUAUAGAGAGGGGAAAACUGGAAAAGGGUGGCUAUUCAUCUCUUCAAUCCAUGAGUUCAACAGGGUCAAUGGGUUCAAUUGGAAGAAUGGAUAAUUCAUUUAGCAAUGAUAUGGGCAUUUCAAGUGGUAAUACAUUUGGAGGUGGAUCUGGAUUUGGAUUAACCUCUGAUGUGGACUCCUUCUCAAGUCGUCCAACUGCUUCAGUUGCUGCUCCAGCUAAAGGCAUGGGAAUGAAAUUUGGGAAAUCCCAAAGAACAAACCAGUUCUUGGAAUCACUGAAAGCUGAAGGAGACACAUGGAACGUUUUGACUCAUCGUGUGGGGUCAAUGUGUAUGCUUUCAUUAAUAUAUUCUGAGAUCUUGAAGAUGCUUCGUAUGUGGGGUCUUGUGAAUUUUGAUGUUGAAAUAUCUUCACCAAAUGAUUCUUAUGGUUCUCCUAGAGGCUAUCUCAAACAGAGAAGUACAGAGUCUGAUCAUCAACAUAUCAUGACAACUGAAUCACUGUUACUGAAGGUGGCUUCUGUCUUUUUUGUUGAGAUAUUCACUUGUAGGUUCAUCUACUAA